CUAGCUUUAACAUUUUGGUUCGCACAGAGAAAUCUCAAUCAUAUUAAAUUCCCAUGGAAGAGAGAGAUUCCGGCCGAAGGGAGCGAUGCUACGAAAGGGUACGUCAGCUCAAGAACAGGCAGUUCAGUGCAUCAAUUGAUCAUCGGAGACUUGGUGACAACAAUGAAGACAUUUUGGAUUACGAGCUGUACAAGGUUGUUCGUGAUGGGAAUACAGAUUUAGAUACCUUUGUCAAUGAAUUGGAGAAGGUAUGUACACAAAACCAAUUUCAUGUGUCAAUCAUCUUCAAUCAGGUUUCUCCCUCAGAUGAUUCGUUGCUCCAUGUUGCUGCUGAAUUCGGGAAAGCAGAAGUUGUAGAGCUGAUUGCUCAACAAUCUCCUGCGCUUUUGAAUAACAGAAACAGGAAAGGUGACAGUCCCCUCCAUGUUGCUGCCAGGGCUAAGAAUAUUGAAGCAAUGAAUGUCAUUCUGUCCAAAUGUAAAGAGCUCAUUCCAUCUGAGUUGAUCGAAUUGAAUGACGUUGGUCAAUUUGUAACAUCAAAGAAUAAUUAUGGCAACACAGCUUUGCACGAGGCAGUUCUGUCCGAGCAUCUUGCGGGAGUUAAUGUCCUUUUAAGUCAGGAACACACUCCUACAGAUCAGCAGGCUUCCUAUUGGACUUGGAACUCCGAGCAUGGUUGUAAAUCACCAAUGUAUUUGGCAGCCCUGACACAGAAUGCGGAAGUUCUUGAGCGUCUCUUGCAAAUUCCAUUUAGCUCAGUCAACGACAUUUCAAAUGGAGACUCUCCACUUCAUGCCGCCAUAUCAAAACGAAAACGUGAUCUAUUGAAAAGGAUAGUGGAUCGGAAAGAAGAGCUAAUAUAUCAGAGAGAUGAGAUGGGAAACAGCCCCCUUCAUCAUGCAGCACAUGCUGGUUAUGUGGAAGGUGUUGGUAUAAUGUUAGACAAGUCUAAGAUGAUUGCUUUUAAACGAAACUCAGAGGGCAAUCUUCCAGUUCACCUUGCCUGUAAAAUGGGCCAUGUUAAGGUGGUCAAAAAAUUUCUCGAACUAGAAUGGUUUGAUGUUGGACUUUGGCUCAAUAAUGAAGGUCAAAACAUUCUUCACAUGGCGGCAACGAGAGGACAGAACAAGAUGGUGAAGCAUUUAUUGGGAAAUCCAAAGAUCCGUCCUGAAACUGUGAAUGAGAAAGACCAUAAUGGAGAUACCCCACUGCAUUUGGCUUCAGAAGAACUGCGUCUUUGGUGUCUAUACCAUUUGUCACAAGACAAAAGAAUCAAUGUGAACCUUGAGAAUAACAAAGGUUUAACAGCUCGAGGUAUUGUUCAGAUGAAGUGUAAAAUUCCAAUGACAUAUGAUGAGAGUAUAGCAGAUUCGAUUUUAAGGAGGGCUGGCGUCCCCGUAAAGGCCAAUUACUUGAGUGAACGACUUGUUGCAUCAAGGAAUACAGAAAGGAAUGCUAAAAAAGCAGCCAACACACUGAUGCUUGUGGCCAUAUUGAUAGCCACAGUGACAUUUGCAGCUGGUAUCACAGUGCCAGGUGGGUUUAACUCUUCUGAGUACUCAAAGCCAAAAGAAAGAGGCAAGGCAGUUUUGAACAAUGAUUCUUUUUCAAGGUGUUCAUUGCUUGGGACACGAUUGCUAUGUAUAGCUCAUUCCUCGGAGUUGUUAUUCUUAUAUUCGUCCCACUGAAUGAUCGUCGUUCUGCAGAAGGAAUGUAUAAGGCUGCUUCGUUUUUAGUUUGUUUGGCUAUAAUAGCCAUGACCGUCGCAUUUCUAUUUGCUUUAAUGACGAUUUUGGAAGGUUAUCUUCUAUAUAUUGCAUAUGUUAUUGGAAUCAUCGCCUAUCCUUUAAUCGUGUCAACUUACGUCACAGGACUGCGUCCAAUGAAAACUAUUUUCUGGACCAGAAGACUGAUUAUUUUUUUAUUUUAUGGUUGGGAUGAUGAUUUGAUCGGCGAUCCAGUCGGUGGAAAAGUCAACCAAGGGGAUCAAGGUGAUGUAGGAAAUCAGAUUAGUGAAACUCAUGAGCCACAUAUCUUGUAAAUUCUCUAGCAGUUUUGGCAUCUAUCAAGAUCGGACAUAUGUUUGGUUCCCAGUGAAACCGGUCGA
Prosopis cineraria is the source of this 2107-nucleotide messenger RNA. Its product is annotated as protein ACCELERATED CELL DEATH 6-like. Gene Ontology annotation, cellular component: plasma membrane. Bases 54 to 1688 code for a protein of 544 amino acids. The transcript is spliced from 3 exons. Gene Ontology annotation, molecular function: protein phosphatase 1 binding; protein phosphatase regulator activity. The record is from RefSeq and is a predicted model, not a curated record. Lineage: Eukaryota; Viridiplantae; Streptophyta; Magnoliopsida; Fabales; Fabaceae.